Molecule: messenger RNA, 6265 nt
Organism: Entelurus aequoreus (snake pipefish)
Lineage: Eukaryota; Metazoa; Chordata; Actinopteri; Syngnathiformes; Syngnathidae
Exons: 49
Coding region: 139-5676 (1845 amino acids)
Biological process (GO): lipid transport; lipoprotein metabolic process
Cellular component (GO): extracellular region; membrane
Molecular function (GO): lipid binding
Source: RefSeq, a predicted model, not a curated record
GGAGGAGGAGGAGGAGGAGAGGCGGUUCCUGACCCCAAUAAAGAUGAAGCAACAUCAGAGAAGAAACAGUCUGCUGAUAAAGCCAAACAAGAAACAAGUUCAGAAGCUAAACAAGAUUUUGGUGAGCGUCUAGUUAGAAUGUUCAAGAAUCCUCCAGCUUUGACGGUCCAGCUAGGGGACAGCGAGUCUGAAGAAGAUGAGAAACAAUUACAUGAGAGUUCGAGUGUUGAUUCUGAGUCGUUAUCCAGCAGUGACAUUCGCAAUGAGAACCCUGACAAGGAAAAGGGCGGAUUUUUCAACAAGAUGUUCAAAAACAAAACUGCCGAAGAGGAGCAGGCGCCUCUACGCGGUGACCUGUCGGACAGCAGCAACAGUUUGUCCGAGAAGAGCGCCUCUGAGGAUAAAGGACGAUUUUUCAGCGCCAUCCUCGGGAGGAAGUCACCCAAGCUUCCGAAAGAGCCUGAGCAGGAUUCAGAGGAGGCGCUUUCUACUAACUUGGACAGCCUGUCGGAGAACAAGGACAAGACUCUGCAGGAGAAGAAGUUGUCCGCCAGCAGUGAGAGUUUGUCUGAAGGCAAAGCGGAGAAAGAUCGAGGUCUGUUCGGCGGCUUCUUUAAAAAGACCCCAAAAAGAGAGAAAGGAGAGCGGGCAGACUCACCGGACGAGGAGAAGGGCGAGGAGACGCUGGCGGCGGGUGCUGAUGAUCUAGUCGAGAGGAACGCCACCAAGGACAAAAACUAUUUCAACAGCAAACUUUUCAAGAAGCCCCAGAAGCCAGCAGAAGGCGCUGCAGCAGACAAGGAAGCAAACCUGAACACUGACACUCCAAAAUCUGGAAGCUCUGAAAACUUGUCGGAAACUGUUCCCAAGGAGAAAGAUCGAAGUCUGUUUGGGGUCUUCCUCAAAAAGACCCCCAAAGGAGAGAAAGGAGAGCGGGCAGACUCACUGGACGAGGAGAAGGGCGAGGAGACGCUGGCGGCGGGUGCUGAUGAUCUAGUCGAGAGGAACGCCACCAAGGACAAAAACUAUUUCAACAGCAAACUUUUCAAGAAGCCCCAGAAGCCAGCAGAAGGCGCUGCAGCAGACAAGGAAGCAAACCUGAACACUGACACUCCAAAAUCUGGAAGCUCUGAAAACUUGUCAGAAACUGUUCCCAAGGAGAACGAUCGAGGUCUGUUCGGCGGCUUCUUUAAAAAGACCCCGAAAAGAGAGAAAGGAGAGCGGGCAGACUCACCGGACGAGGAGAAGGACGAGGAGACGCUGGCGGCGGGUGCUGAUGAUCUAGUCGAGAGGAACGCCACCAAGGACAAAAACUAUUUCAACAGCAAACUUUUCAAGAAGCCCCAGAAGCCAGCAGAAGGCGCUGCAGCAGACAAGGAAGCAAACCUGAACACUGACACUCCAAAAUCUGGAAGCUCUGAAAACUUGUCAGAAACUGUUCCCAAGGAGAAAGAUCAAAGUCUGUUUGGGGUCUUCCUCAAAAAGACCCCCAAAGGAGAGAAAGGAGAGCGGGCAGACUCACUGGACGAGGAGAAGGGCGAGGAGACGCUGGCGGCGGGUGCUGAUGAUCUAGUCGAGAGGAAUGCCACCAAGGACAAAAACUAUUUCAACAGCAAACUUUUCAAGAAGCCCCAGAAGCCAGCAGAAGGCGCUGCAGCAGACAAGGAAGCAAACCUGAACACUGAAACUCCAAAAUCUGGAAGCUCUGAAAACUUGUCAGAAACUGUUCCCAAGGAGAAAGAUCAAAGUCUGUUUGGGGUCUUCCUCAAAAAGACCCCCAAAGGAGAGAAAGGAGAGCGGGCAGACUCACUGGACGAGGAGAAGGGCGAGGAGACGCUGGCGGCGGGUGCUGAUGAUCUAGUCGAGAGGAACGCCACCAAGGACAAAAACUAUUUCAACAGCAAACUUUUCAAGAAGCCCCAGAAGCCAGCAGAAGGCGCUGCAGCAGACAAGGAAGCAAACCUGAACACUGACACUCCAAAAUCUGGAAGCUCUGAAAACUUGUCAGAAACUGUUCCCAAGGAGAACGAUCGAGGUCUGUUCGGCGGCUUCUUUAAAAAGACCCCGAAAAGAGAGAAAGGAGAGCGGGCAGACUCACCGGACGAGGAGAAGGGCGAGGAGACGCUGGCGGCGGGUGCUGAUGAUCUAGUCGAGAGGAACGCCACCAAGGACAAAAACUAUUUCAACAGCAAACUUUUCAAGAAGCCCCAGAAGCCAGCAGAAGGCGCUGCAGCAGACAAGGAAGCAAACCUGAACACUGACACUCCAAAAUCUGGAAGCUCUGAAAACUUGUCAGAAACUGUUCCCAAGGAGAAAGAUCGAAGUCUGUUUGGGGUCUUCCUCAAAAAGACCCCCAAAGGAGAGAAAGGAGAGCGGGCAGACUCACUGGACGAGGAGAAGGGCGAGGAGACGCUGGCGGCGGGUGCUGAUGAUCUAGUCGAGAGGAAUGCCACCAAGGACAAAAACUAUUUUAACAGCAAACUUUUCAAGAAGCCCCAGAAGCCAGCAGAAGGCGCUGCAGCAGACAAGGAAGCAAACCUGAACACUGAAACUCCAAAAUCUGGAAGCUCUGAAAACUUGUCAGAAACUGUUCCCGAGGAAAAAGAUCGAAGUCUGUUUGGGGUCUUCCUCAAAAAGACCCCCAAAGGAGAGAAAGGAGAGCGGGCAGACUCACUGGACGAGGAGAAGGGCGAGGAGACGCUGGCGGCGGGUGCUGAUGAUCUAGUCGAGAGGAAUGCCACCAAGGACAAAAACUAUUUCAACAGCAAACUUUUCAAGAAGCCCCAGAAGCCAGCAGAAGGCGCUGCAGCAGACAAGGAAGCAAACCUGAACACUGACACUCCAAAAUCUGGAAGCUCUGAAAACUUGUCAGAAACUGUUCCCAAGGGGAAAAAAGGAGGCCUCGCUGGCAUCUUCAAAAGAUCAUGGAGCAUUGAAAACCUGUUGGAUGAGACGAAAGGUGGACUUAAGAAAACUCCAAAAACAUCUGGAGAUGACGAGACUGCAAGAGAGAAGGAGAAGUCGUCCAGUAAUGACAAUCUGUUUGAAACGGCCAACAAGGAAAAAAGCAUUUUCAGUACCAUGUUCAAGAAAGCUCCAAAAGUAGCCGACGAGGGCGCUGCUGAGGAGGAGGAAAACGCAGACAAGGAGAAGACGUUAUCAAUCAGCAAUGAAAACCUGACCGACCAAAACACACCAAAGGAAAAGAGCGGGGGGCUUGCUGGGUUUUUUAAAAAGUCGCCUAAACCAUCACCGCGCUCUGUGUCUACCAAGGAUCCUCUCAGUGACGCCAUGGAUGUAUCUGACAACCUCACAGGCGACAUGUCAGGAGACGAACUAUUAGGCAGCAAUGAAAAUCUUUUAGAAGUUGGAACCACCACAAAGAAAAAAGGAGGCUUUGCUGGGAAGUUCAAGUGGACACCUAAAGCCGCUGACAAACAGGACAACGAAGGGGCAGAGCCACCACUAGGGGGCGGGCUGAAACGCAGGAGGACCAUCAAAAAGAAAAGAAGAGUCACAUCGUUCCGAGUCAAAACGACUCUUCCCAGGAUACCCAAACUUACCGCAUCAUCACAGGCCGAAGAAAAGAUGCCCAUCAUUGAGGAGAGUAUGGAGCUGCAGGAGAUGACCCCGGCCCAGGAGAGCACAGUGGAGGUCCAGCCGGUGGAGAUGGCAGCCUUCCCGACUGAUGGCAGCCUGCUCGAAUCAGGGGAGAGCAACGGCCUGUUGGAUUGGUGGAAGAACGUUGAAGGCUGGUCCACAUGGAACGAGACAGCCAAUUUCCAAGAGGACGAGGAGCAGAUAGCGAUGGAGGAGGCAGCUGACCGCGUCUACAUGGGCGCGCGUCUGUUUGUGCACCUCUUCAACAAGCGGGGGGCUUCCCUGCAGAAGUCCAUUCUUGAGCUUUUGUCCGUGGCCGACGGCGCUGACCAAUUCCACAAGAAGACCGUGUCAGUUGCGGUGGGAGGAGGCGUGGCCAGCGUGGCCGGCAGCCUGGCCACCAUCACGGGCCUCAUCCUGGCGCCGUUCACCUUCGGCGCCUCCAUCAUCGUCACGGCGGUCGGCAUCGGCGUGGCCACGGCGGGCAGCAUCACCUCGGCUACGGCCAACAUCACGGACGCGGUCCACUCCAAUAUGGACCGCAAGAAGAUAGAGAAGAUGAUCCAGGCCUACCAGGAGAAAAUUAAGGACAUCCGGGAAUGUUUGGAGUUUGUGCAGGCGGGCAUGGACACGCUGCAGGAGUGGGACUUUGAGAAGUACUGCGAGAGCACCACUAAGAAGGCACUGAACCACAACAUCAAGCAUGUGAUGAAGGAGGGCGGCCGGGCCGGUAAAGCCCUCAUGAUCAACACGGACAAGCUCAUCAGCACCGUGCAGGUCUUGGGUGCGGCGGGUGGCGCUGCCAAGGCCGUGCAGGCUGUCAGCGUCACCACGGGGGUGAUGUCGGCGCUCUUCCUGCUGCUCGACGUCUUCUUCCUUGCCAAGGAUUCCCACGAGCUCCACAAAGGUGCCAAAACCAAAUUUGCCACCAAAAUCAGGGAAGUGUGCAAAGAGCUGCAGGCUGGCCUCCUGGAGCUGAACAAGGUCAAGACGCAACUGCAGAAGACCAUGGAUGGCAUCGAGGUGGAGGAGUACGAGGCCAUUGAGGAGGUGGAGGUAGAAGUGGAUGACGACCUAGAGUUGGAUCCCAAUAAGAUGACAGAGCUGGAUCAGGAGUUGGACCUUAUAGAGAAGAAACUGGACAAGAAGAUUGAGGAGGAGAAGAGGAUUAAAGAUGAGGAAACUAGAAGCAUCAGGGAAAAGGGGGAGGAAAAAGAGGAGGAGUCAGGAGAAAAGAAGAAGAAGGAGGGGACCAAGAAGAAGGACAAAGAGGCCGAGAACCGAGUCGCAGCUGGGAAAGAGAAACGGGAAAAAGACGAAACAAGUUUGCGUAAAAAGGCUGUUGAGAAAACAAAAGAGAGCGACGAACCUCCCAGCAAGACCGGAGACUCUAAAAGGAGCAACAAUCCGGAAAAGGAACGCGGCCGCAGAGAAGACGGAGGGAUGACUUGGAAUGCAGCAGGACGAGCAGACAGCGGGAGCACCGGCACGCAGGGGAGCGAGUCUGCCGACCCGGAGCCAGGACCUGCCAAAAACCAGAGCGACUCGAAGGACGGUCGAAAGAAGCCGUUUUGGGAGAAGGGACUCAAAGACUGGAAGAAAGAAAUGACAGGAAGCAGAGACGACACUGGAGCACGCCAAGAGAGAAGCUACUCUUCGGAGCGGGGAGCGGCGGAGCAGCAGGUGGCGACCAGGGAGUCGCUUAGGGAGUCGCAUUGGGAGUCGCAUCGGGAGUCGCUUAGGGAGUCGCUUAGGGAGUCGCUUAGGGAGUCGCUUUGGGGCCACGAAAGCAGCCAGAGGGAGCACGCGGAGGAGAGGACAUCUGACAACCACAAGACUCACCACCAAAGAGCGGAGGAGAGCGCUGAGGAAAGACAAGGAACCCGAAUCGACAGCACCCGCAAGAAGUUUGAGGGAGAGAAGGAGGGGGAGCACAAAGAGAGAGGAGAGAGGAGAGGAAGUGACCGGGAGAGGAGAGGAAGUGACCGAGAGAGGAGAGGAAGUGACCGUGAACAAAGUCGCCGAGAGUCUCGCCAUCUUUCCAGUAAGCAGCUUGAUGAUGGACUCUACAUUUAGGUUUGAAGCCGUUUACACUGUUGAUCCUGUUCUCAUCAGCAUUUAGUUGCAUUUUAGACAAAAAGUCACACACUGAUUAGUAGAGAAGUCACAUUUUGGGAGUUAGUUGAUAAAAGCGUUUUUAUGUGCCUUCGUUGUUUGUCCCAACUCUUGACUUUUUGGGGGGAUACACUUUUUUACUGAAUUCUAAUGUGAACUCACCAGAUGGCAAAUGUUCAGGAGACCACUGGUUUUUAUGUUUUAGUGCAAUAUAUGAUCUCCUGAGCCCUAAAUCCUCAAACACAAAUAAUCUUGUGAGCACAACAAUCCCUCAGAGGCGUUAUUUUACAUUACAACAUUUGUGCUUUUAUACAAAUGUUAAAACAUGCCAGUGUGGGAACUUCAACUGUGCAUCUUGUACUGUGUGUGUGUGUGUGUGUGUGUGUGUGUGUGUGUGUGUGUGUGUGUGUGUGUGUGUGUGUGUGUGUGUGUGUGUGUGUGUGUGUGUGUGUGUGUGUGUGUGUGUGUGUGUGUGUGUGUGUGUGUGUGUGUGUGUGUGUUCUUACUUAUGUCCAAAUUGGGGAUUUUCAUCCGCUCACACACCAGUUGA